GUGUUUCUGGAGGCUGUGCUAUUCAUGUACCAGUCCUGUUGAUGGCGACUUUCUUUCUUCCCGCAAUGCUAUUCUUCGGCCUGAUGUCGGCUCCCAGUGCCCUGUAUGAUAACAAGAUAAUAACAAGAGUAAAAAUAAACUCCACAAGCGAUGUGGCGAACAAAGGAGGCGAUUUCACCAUCGGGUGUAUUUUGUUCACAGCCGAGAUGAGCACCGAGCGAAAGAAACGGGACACCCGAGAGGACGAUUGGACAAAUUCAGUCUACUCGUCGUCCUCGUUCUCCGGCGACGACGACGACGACGAAGAAGAAGAAGAAGUAGAAAAACAAGAAGAAAGUAGCUACAGCAGUGUCCAGUCACAGCAUGAGAGUACCACCAGCCACUACAGCGAGCCCACUUCGGCGUUCAAGGUUGCCUCCGGGAACGCACUGCAGGCCUUGUUGUCGAGAAUAAAGGUCCUAAACUUGGAGCUGUAUCGGAGGGUUUCAGACAAAACAGAAAAUGUGGCCACAUACAACCUUACGACCCAGAAGGUACACGCGUUUCCUCACCACAAGAUAUCUUUGGUCGUGAAUGGCCAAGAGCAAUACAGAGAGACCGGUUCCUGGAAGAUCUACACCGCGGAGAUGACCGUCACGUUCUUCCGGGCUAAGUGUUCCGACACGGCUGACUUCCAAUGCAUCAGCAAACUCGAGCUGGACGGCAAGACAAAGUAUGCCACUAAUCUUGGCAUCAGUGUCGAGGUCGAGUCCUGCGGGCCCUGCAAGGAUGGCGCAGCCUUAUUUGAGAACAACUGCUACAAAGUAAUCAGCCAGGAAGCCGACUAUGACACGGCGAGCAAAGAUUGCAACCGGCGAGGGGAUCACCUCGUCAGCAUCUCGUCGGACGCAGAGAAUGACUUCGUCACCAAGCUUGCCAGGACCAACGGCCUCUCCCGGCGCAAUCUGUUUAUUGGACUCAAGGACGAUAAUCAUGGCAAGGUUUACACGUGGGACAACGGAAUGAACUCCAACUACAGACAUUGGAGCCUCUAUCAGCCCAGUACGACCUCUGCUAACAGCUGUGCAUCCCUCGGCGGGGAUGGUGCGUGGUACGAGGAGUCCUGCUCCUCCAAGCUUCCCUACAUCUGCGAGAAGCCCAACAGCAUUCAAACGAACGACAACAACAACAACUCUGCGCAUGGUUGUCUCCCCUCGUGGCAGGAGUUCAUGGCGGCCUGCUAUAAGCUCCACAAGUUGUCCAAGCGCUGGGACGAUGCUGAUAAGCAUUGCAAUGGCGAGGGAGCGCGGCUGGUCGAAAUAAGGAACAAGGAGGAAAAUGAAUUCGUCAAAGCUGUUGCUAGGCAACAAGGCACUAACGAUUUCUACAUUGGACUUCGCAACUCAAAUGAGCAGCCCAAAACGUUUUUCUGGCAAUCGGGUAUGGUCCUCAACUUCACCGACUGGGCCCCUGGAGAGCCGAAUGGAAAGAAAGCGAUGUGUGGUCACGUGUACUUAACUAACCUACAGUGGGACGACAUGCCCUGCCAUAACAGGCUUGCCUUUAUAUGCGAGAUGCCUAUGUACAGGAAUAGUUAACAGCAGAGUGAGAAAUACAAGGACAGACUGAAUAAAGAAAAAAAUGCAUUGGGCCAGCAGCCGAUUUCAUCAAAAGGAAGGGCAGAUAGUGAGGGACGGUUUAAUAAACAUUUUUAAAAAUUUACAAAUUUAUCCUAACAUCAUGCAGUAUCACAUUCUAAAAUAUUAUAUCAAUAUCUGAUCAUCGAUUUAUACAACAAUUGAACCAGAAUUAUACGAUAGAAGUCCUAUAGAUGGUCCGUGGUACUUGGAAGAUUUUAAACAAUGAUGUGAAUAAAAUUUAUAAUUAUCUUGUG
This is a messenger RNA of Pomacea canaliculata, 1873 nucleotides long. RefSeq names its product C-type mannose receptor 2-like. The coding region runs from base 42 to 1577 and encodes 511 amino acids. Gene Ontology annotation, molecular function: signaling receptor activity. The transcript is spliced from 3 exons. The record is from RefSeq and is a predicted model, not a curated record. Lineage: Eukaryota; Metazoa; Mollusca; Gastropoda; Architaenioglossa; Ampullariidae.